AGGAGGAGCCCCCGACUGCGACUUUCAGCACCAGUGUUUCAAGUAGAAGAACAACAAGUGCCGCCAUUUGCUAUAGUUUGCUGCUCUAUUUUCCUCGGCAGGUACGUAGCAACAAAGAGGGGAUACACCCUUGCCCCAUAGAUAGUUCAUCCUUUUCGCACCACCCAAUUAUGAUCAUCCCAGCAUAGCUGCAAACAUGUCGAUUUUUGUAGAGUCUACAUUUUGAUAUCUUCAUUCCAUUGCCACUCAAAGUCGUAUUAUCGUCCCUCCUGCUGCCCUUUCUAGAAGAAAUUAUAUCUUCAUUCAUUUUUUCUCAAAGCAUAUUGAGGACGUUCGGUGGCAAAGAUAUUUUGACCUGAACAGGAUGCCCAAUCCAUCAUCGACCAAGCCAAAGAGAAAUAAAUCUUUCACCGCUGCUGCAAACAUGAGUGAACAGCCCAAGAAGGAGGAAAAACGUCACGCCAGUCUGCGGAACGAGCAGCAGCUCUCGCAGCACCUCGUCGCGGAGAAGAACCAGCAGGGCAACGAUGGCAUCCCACAAGCAGUCGGCAGAGCACCCACGCUGCAUUUAUCCACGUAGGGAAAAUCUAGAUCACCUGCAUGCGAAUCACUGUCAAUUUGUAAUGCCAAUGCGCAAGAAGUAGAGAAGAGCUAUGAAGUUAGAGCAACAGGCUGGCUAAAGAAUAUAUAGGCUCUUCGUCUUCAUCAUGCAUGCGUUACAAAUUGAAAGUGGUGCUGGUAAGGAUGACAAAAAUUUUCCAUCGGAUACCGAAGCCAAAGAAGUGAAUCAAGCAGCACGCGAACAUCCGGGAGCUUUCCUGCGUCUGCGAUAGCAGGUCCAGGUUCAGGGGAAAAUAGCAAAAAAGAAGAACCCUCCGGUCCUCCCACUUCUACAGCGCGCGCGGGUUCCACAGUAAGAAGCAGAAACUGUUCAUCUCGGCAGGACGAGACUGCCCUCCACAAGACUUCAACGAGGGUGGGAGUGGAAAGUGGACGCCAGGGACGUGCAGAUAAUGCGAAAGGUUCAGCAGUCCGAGGAGCUGGAGCUCCUCGCCCCGCUUCCUCGGAAGCAGAUGCCCUGCUGGGAAAAACAGAAGUGGACCAUCACGACACCAACGAGGGUAGUUUAUUUCAUGACCAACAAGAGCACGACCACAAUUCUGUCGCAAAAAUGGUUGAAAUACUGGAGCAGCAGCUGCAGUGCGGGCCGCAUGCCGUGGAAAGACCCAGAGCGUCGCGGUCUUCGGAGGACGCGCCGGUACCGGUAGGAGAUGUUGAUAAGCUACGGCAUGACGUUCCUCCGCAAUUCGCUGCGUCAAAAGUUUUGGAGUACGAAAGGCAAACUUCCGAACUCGACGAGGAGGUCGAGGAGGAAGAAGGUAUUCCUUCAGAGCCAAUUCGUGCUCUCGUGACAGUUGUGUCGGCGGCUCCGGACGGGGAACAAGACGAGGAGGAAGAAGUAGAGCAGGAUGAACCACACGAAAGUCCUUGUUCUAGUGUCAGUGUUACAUCACCUGAUGAAAACGAUGAUACUGAACCGAAUCCGAAACCCACCCUCGUCCGUCUCCACGAUCGGCGGCGCAAGAGCGAUCUGUUCGGCGACAAUGAUGAUCCACAACGGCGCCCAAAAAAACGAACGCUGGAAGAGCUGGCGGAGCCGUGCUUUGCGUUUGUCACCGAACGGCUUUACCCGUUUCUGGAGCGGGUCUUGCUCAAAAAAGGCAAAAUGAUUCCGCAAGUUGGAGGGGAAGACGGAGUAGAAGGAUGCAUUCUAUUGGGUGAAGAAAUCAACAAGACUCGGGGCGGACGGAGGGGGAGACGCGGAAAAAGACGAUACUCGGCCAAGUCGGGGAUUACGAAAUGAGAGUGAACAAGAACAAAGACAAAGCGAUUGUCGUUUUACAAAAAUCCUAAGGAUUGAUUUCUCCUCCUUCGACGCUCACGUGAACACAUAGAUAAUGCAGCAUUCGAGCAGCUGUCCGACAACAAGUACAGAAGCAUCUCGAGGUCAUAUGUAUUAUCCGUUCCUGAUAUUCAUCCUUUCCCUGUAUCAAUUGCAAUCUGUCGAAGCCGAGCAACGAACUGGAAUUAGAAACCCAAUUUGUAUAAAAAUAGACAAGCCCCGCCACCACCACCAGUACUUGUACCAGUAGCGAAAGCUGCUUAUCCUCGUGUUUGUACCUCUUUUCUCAGUGUCCUCAAGCAUUUACAUAAAAACAAAAACGCUCAAAGAGCGUAUGCUUUCUACACAACUCAUAUCUGGAGAAGAUCCUUUAUUUGAAAUAAAAGUAUAACUACCGUGGAAGAAUUAGUCAUUUUUU
This is a messenger RNA of Amoebophrya sp. A120, 2321 nucleotides long. The record is from the annotation of a GenBank genome assembly. NCBI's taxonomy places the organism in Eukaryota, Dinophyceae, Syndiniales, Amoebophryaceae.